Dissoconium aciculare CBS 342.82 is the source of this 1235-nucleotide messenger RNA. RefSeq lists its product as uncharacterized. Lineage: Eukaryota; Fungi; Ascomycota; Dothideomycetes; Mycosphaerellales; Dissoconiaceae. Gene Ontology annotation, cellular component: plasma membrane. The record is from RefSeq and is a predicted model, not a curated record. The transcript is spliced from 2 exons. Bases 70 to 1146 code for a protein of 358 amino acids.
CACGGUACUCAACAAUCUUCAAACGUCAAAGUCAUAUUUCAGAUAACAAAGAUCGUCCCUCAAAUCGCCAUGAUUUUCGACGCGGUUUCAUCCGCCGCGGCUGGAAGCGUAUUUGGUGCCGCCCUAUUGGCCUCAGGCGUACAUCACCCGGCGAUCAUCCAGGAACAAUUCCGACUGAAUAACUUCCGCAUGCUGCACACCUUUACGAUCGCUAUGGGAUCUGGCGCAAUUGCCAUGUUGGCCCUGAAAUUGCGGGGCUCUCCUUCUCCGCGUCAGCACGUUCGCAGCAACACGCCGCUCGGCACCCGCCUUGGCCAAUACGACGGGAACCUGAUCGGCGGCGCAAUUCUCGGCGUGGGGAUGGCUCUUACCGGCGCUUGUCCCGGCACCAUGAUCGUGCAGCUCGCCGACUCCGGGACUUACUGGUCGUUCGGGUCUGUGCAACUCACCUUGCUCGGAGCGCUGACCGGUGCUGUCUUGCAUGCCCUCUUCUCUCGUCAGCUCAAACGUAGCUGCGACCGUGACGUCUACUCUGAUCCGGCCUCAGCACCAAAGCCCUCACCAUCGAAACCCACUUUAUCCGAUGUCACUGGUAUGUCGGAGGCAGCAGUCUAUGUGGCGUUCGGUACCGCGAUCGCCGCCAUACUCCGGUAUACUCCUGUCAUUGCGGACGGUAAUGCCAUGACGACUCCAAUUGUUGGUGGACUCAUCAUCGGCUUGGCUCAAGUAUCAUCGCUUCUACUGACCGGCGGACUGGUUGGCGUUUCGACAAGUUACGAGCAAGCCGCGCGAUAUGUUCUCAACGCAUUUGGCAUAUCAGGAAUCGAAAAGCCCCGCUGGCCACCAAGGGCAAUCGUCUUCUCGGCUGGUAUCUUCGCCGGUGCACUAGGCCUUUCCAAGUCGGGCCUGAGGACGGAAACUGCGGCGAGUCUUAUCAACCGGGAUUUGUUGUCAACGGCAGCACUGCCCAGCUGGCAAGCGUUCUUGGGUGGUCUGGCGGUAGUCUUUGGCGCGAGGACUGCUGGAGGUUGCACGUCUGGCCAUGGACUUUCAGGUCUCGCCUCCCUCUCAUUCUCGAGCUUUCUGACCGUCGCAGCCAUUUUUGGAGCUGGCAUCGGUACUACGCUGUUAAUGGAUCGAAUCUAAUGCGCGAGUGCACCGCAUGUGCACAAUGCAGUUUAUACCUCUCAACAUUGAACUUUCAACGCAGAGUCUGUGACAAUUCUUUUGACGUG